CGGGUUGUAAGCAAUUACUCAGGUUGACACUUGUUUUCUGAUAAGCUAUGGUAUCAUUCCAGUUUGCAGACAGUGUAUGGGGAUCUCUUACUAUUGGAUCUUCCGGCGGCGUGUGAUUUACGAAUUGAAGAGAAGCUAUGGCGCAACGCCAUAUAUCCUGUGAUUGAAGAUAUCAGAGGGAAAAUUCGAAAGAAUAAGAGCAAGGAAAAGCUCACUAAAUUGGAGCAACAGUUGGCAUCUAAAAUUCGACAGUCAUCUCGUUUUUAUCGUAAGAUCAACUCUAGUAUAAGGCAAGAUUAUCAUAUCGACACUGCUACAAUUGGCAUCCAUUUAUUCCGCAACGAUAGCAACUCAAAUGAUAUACAGUUGAGGGUUGCCAAAGUUUUGCAACAUAACUUCAUUUGCAUGGGUGACUUGGAGAGAUACAACGCAGUAAUUACAACAGGAGAUGCACCAGAAAAUCCGGCAGAGAGAUCUUACCUUGCCAAGACCAUGUACCUUAAAGCCAUUGACAUAUAUCGGUCCAAUGGCAAGCCCUAUUCACAGCUUGCUCUAAUUUCGAUAAAUGGAGGUAGCGCAAUCGAUGUCGUAUGGUAUUACUGCAUGAGUCUGGCCAUGAAAGAACCUGCUGCGAUAGCCUUUGACAAUCUCAAGUCUUUUUACUCCAAAGUGCGAUUUUCGUCAACGGUAGCAGAAUCUACCAACAGCCCUAAAUCAGCCGAUUUACGUGCAGCAGCCAGGAAGCAGGUUGCAAGGGCUGUGGAGAAAUUCUUAACUUUCCAACGAGAAGUCAUGUAUAGUAAUGGCAGUUCUGCUGAAUUUCCAUCGCUCGGCUCAGGAGCCGCUUCCGGUGGGUCUGAGAGUUGGCAAGUGGCCAUGGAGCAAGCAACCAGAACAAUUUUUCAGACUAUCAAAGAAGAUCCUGAUCAGGCUUCCUCUUUGCUCAAACUAUUACGCAGCACCUUAAUGAGAGUAACCAUUAUUUUGAUCACCACCAUUUGGUAUUUGGGACGUCAGCAAAAGGGUAACGUCGCCUCACCUCCGAUUUUGAUUUUCUGUUUUUUAAAAAGUUAACGCUGAAACGUGGAUCUUGCAUAGGUCAAGAAGAGAUUUCUGAUAUACAAGUAAUCCAGCGAAAAGCUCUCAUUCAGGGAUGUCUUUUACAUACUGGCAUAAAUAAGGCGAUCCAGGAUAUUCUACUGUCGCAGGACCAAGCCAGAGACAACAUUGU
Molecule: messenger RNA, 1231 nt
Organism: Umbelopsis ramanniana AG
Lineage: Eukaryota; Fungi; Mucoromycota; Umbelopsidomycetes; Umbelopsidales; Umbelopsidaceae
Exons: 2
Coding region: 406-1074 (222 amino acids)
Biological process (GO): nuclear-transcribed mRNA catabolic process, nonsense-mediated decay
Cellular component (GO): telomerase holoenzyme complex
Molecular function (GO): protein binding; telomeric repeat DNA binding; telomerase RNA binding
Source: RefSeq, a predicted model, not a curated record